Cornus florida is the source of this 898-nucleotide messenger RNA. RefSeq lists its product as uncharacterized. Lineage: Eukaryota; Viridiplantae; Streptophyta; Magnoliopsida; Cornales; Cornaceae. The transcript has 2 exons. The record is from RefSeq and is a predicted model, not a curated record. The coding region runs from base 69 to 647 and encodes 192 amino acids.
UACUCAUAAGUCAUACCCACCCCAUACACCUGUCUCUCCUCUCUCUUUCUCUCUCUCUCUCUAAGAUCAUGACAACUAGCAAAGGAGGUAAUGCACCGUCACAACCAAGUCUCGAGUGUUGCAUGUGUGGAGAUCAUGGUCUCUCUUCUGAGCUUUUCAAGUGCAAAGCCUGCAAAUUCAGAUCUCAACACAGAUAUUGUAGCAAUCUGUAUCCCAAAGCUGAGACAUACAGAGUCUGCAAUUGGUGCCUGAGUCAGAAGGAUGAUACAGUAGAGAAAACACAAAACUCUUGUAAUUCACCACCAUCAUCAUCAACACAUAGGAACAACAAUAGUAGUGAAGAUGAUCAUAUCAUGAUCAAGAACAAGAAAAAGAUUAGUGGCAAUCAUGGAGGGCUAAAGGGUCAAAGGGGGACUUUGCAGUUGCAAUUCAACAGCCCCAUCAAGAAACAAAGGUCCCCGGAGAAAUCGCCUUUGUCGUCAGCCCGGAAAAGGGUCACCACCGGCGGUGGCGGUGGCGGUGGCGGUGGUGUGGAGGAGAGACUAAGGAGGACUAAGUCAGAGGAGAUAGCAAAUGGUGGGAUCACAAAAGUUUUUAGAAAUAAGGUGAGAAGGUAUAAGCUAUUGGAUGAGGUCUCAAGCCAAUGAAUGAAUAAUAUGCCCAUUUUAAGCAGGUAUAUUGUGAGUCUCGUACACUGGUCAACGGUUUUUGACAGAUUCUGUAAUGAACAGAGGCCUAUACUAGUCUAAUUUUAAUUUGAGCGAUUUUUUUUCGAAUUCAGCAUUGAAGAGAGUCUCCUGCACUAAUCAAGUUGUAAUCCGAAUGUAAUAUUUUAUAAAUAUACAAUAUAUGUGAUGAUAUUUAUAGUUGUUCAAUAUGAAAGAGGGAGUUUAAUUUA